AGGGUUAGUUCGUUGAGUAGUGAAGUUUUUUCCUCGACCCUGGGAACAUUGCGUUACACACACGACACGACUUGUAUCGUCAGUUUUCGCUUACGCUUACAGCUGAAAUUUACAUUUUACCGUAUAGAAAACUAUUGGAGCACACUGGAGGUUACUUGUAAGAACGUAUUUGGUAUUUGUUCGCGCAGGCAGGCAGACGGCGAAGACCGAAUACUCGACAUUUGUGGAUUUUUAACGUACGGUAUCGCCUGAUACCGGAAACGAAAGCAGGACUGGAUAUUUGUAUUAGGUGCAAUGGAAGGCCCACUAGAGAUAAAAAACUCGGGCACAGGCGUGGAAGAGCCUAUAAAGUCCGAAGCUCCUGUACAAAAUUCUGAUAAUAAUGAACGAAGCGAUGGUGCAGCCUCUCCACCUCCAAAUUGUAGCAUUUGCCUGGGAAAGCUAAUUAAUACAUCUUUCACGGACAGUUGCCUGCAUCAAUUUUGUUUUACUUGCUUACUUCAAUGGUCCAAAAUUAAGACGGAAUGUCCUUUAUGCAAGCAAACAUUCAAAUCGAUUAUACACAACGUAAGAUCGGAAGAAGAUUACGAUCAGUAUCAUGUACCUCGCGAAUUGGUAUCGCAAAUUCCUCAGCCACAAGUAACUGCUACUUUGGAUGUUAAUUUUGAUGUCGAUUGGGAUGCUGCUCCUCGUCGAUUUGUUUACAGGACGACGAUGACCGGCAAUCGUCGGCACGGAGUGUUAUUGAAUCCGGAGCAGGUUACAAGACGCGAGCAGUUGCCCAGUAUGGCACCUCAAGUACCUAGGGAAGAACGUAGACGUAGACGUGCUAAUCCUACAGAUUAUCGUCGCACUGUUUAUAGACAUGGUUUAUGGGCUAGUCCAUUACCUGACAUAUUUGGACGUUUCCGCGAAUGUAGCGCUGAAUAUUAUAGAAGACAACCACAAGAAUUAGAUCGCCUUAUACCAUGGCUAAAUAGAGAACUGCAAGUUUUACUUAAUAACGAACCAACCCAUAUUGCAUAUGUGUUGAGUGUAAUAAUGGAUGCCUUAACUCAAUAUGAUAUUAGAACUUCGGAAUUUCGGAAUAUGGUCCGGCCCUUUUUCGCUAUACAUACAGAACAUUUUUCACACGAAUUGUUGAAUUUUGCCCGAACUAAUUUUGAUUUAUAUGGAUAUGAUCAAUCUGUUACUUAUAUGCCACGCGGUGGUUUAUCAAAUGAGUAUGCAACUCAUAUUGAAUCGCCUACAUCCAGUAGCGUUAGCAGCAGUAGCAGCAGUCUUACUUUUGACAACUCUGAUGUACGAAUACUCGCUGAAGCGAUCGAUUUGAGAGUGAACGCCGAGAUGUCGAAUACAUUACCAAAUCCUAUUAACAUGCCUGGUCCUAGUGCAGCAGGACAGACGUUUAGCAGAGUAGAAACAUCUAAUACUGUACCAGAAGUCUUAAUCAUUUCAUCGAGUUCCUCUGAAUCGGAUGGCGAAUGUGAAAUAAUUGGUUAUGUAAAACCACGUCAUGAAAGAACACCGGAAAUCAUAGAAUUACUUUCCUCUGACUCUGAGCAGGAGUGCGUUCCUCAUAUAUUGAAUGGAAAUAAGCAAUCGACCAUAAGAAUACAUUUGGAAAAUAUGUCGUUACCAAGUACAUCUCACGGAACAAAAGGAUCGUCUCUGUCGUCUUGUUCAGCAACGAGUAGUGAUGCUACUUCCGACAGUAAUUACAAUCCAAUGCAAAGUAGACGAAACCGUUCGAGGAAAUCAGGGAAAAAGGCAAUCACACAAAAGUAUAAAAGAUCAUAUGGAACAGGAAGCCGAAAUAAAUCAUCUAAGAAAAAGAAAGUAUCCAAUUCUAGUGACUCCAGCUCAUCUGAAAGUUCACUAAAGAAAUGUAACGAAAAACGAUUGAGAAAGACGAGAUAUAGAGUACAGGCUAAAGGUACAGGACGAAUAAAACUUAUUAAAAGAGAAGAGAGCUAUUCAGAAGAGGAUUCAUCUAGCAGUGAGAGUAGUAGCACGGAUACCGAUAACAAGACGAAAACCAAGAAGAGUUACAGAGAAUAUAAAUUGAAAAGGGACUGUUCCUCUAGUGUAAAUGAUCGUACAGCGAAAAGUGGGAAAACAACGAGAAGUAAAGAGAAAACUUUGAAUCUGGAAAAAAUAAAGUCUAAGAAUAAGGAUCCAAAGUGUAGCGAAAACAGACAAUCUAGAUCUAGAAGUAACAGUACAUCUUCUAAUGCUUCUGAACGAGAUAAAAGGCCGAGCUAUAAGCACCGGGAAUCUCGAAAUACGAACGAGUUUGGAAGUCAAGAUGGCAGUGCUUCAAUAAAUAAAGAAGUGUCAAGAAGUGAAUGUAAAUCUAAAUCAAAAAAGAAAAUAUAUUACUCUUCGGACUCAGAGGAUGAUCGUUUAAGAUCUAGUAGUCAGUGUAGUAAUUAUUCUAAUAAAUCCUAUUCGCAUUGGAAAAAAUCAAAACGUAAAGAAAAACAUAAAGAUAAGGAACGUCAUAGAUCCAGUGGUAGAAUAUUUAAUUUAUCGCAAUCCAAUGCAAGUACAAUUUUAACGAUGUCUAUAUCGUCGAAAAAUGACAUGUAUCCGACGAAACAUUCCGAUCGUAACGGUUCUGAUUGUAAAGAAAAACACAAAUCACGCAAAGAAUCCAAGUAUAGAAAGUCCGAAAAUGAAAAAAAGUCGAGACCAAAGAAAAAAAGGCGACGUCUUCAAUCUUCCUCCACUUCGGGAUAAUAUCAUAUUAUUCGAUUUGUGUUAGUUAAUGUCAUAAAAUAAAUUCUGAUUUAAGGAAAUGACAUUCAAAUCAAUUUUUAUAAGAGAUGCAAUGAAUAGUAUUUAAUCAAGUUUAAUUUCAUAUUACUGUAGUUUAUAUCAAUUUAUUUGUAGAUAUAUCGUUCCCCAUCAUGAUGCUACAUUUUAUGAUCAUUAUUUGUUAUAUAAUUUCAAUAAUAUUUUAAAAAGAUAAACGUAAGAUUACUUAAGAUUAAUCAUAAAUGACAAUGUAAUACCAACUUCCUUAAGAUUCCUUUUUUUUUUCUUACCAAUUAAAUGUUUAUCUAUCGGCAUUUUAUUAUAUCAACUUGUGACGCAAAAAUAUUUCCAUAUUUUACAUUAAUAAAAACAAAUAACGUCUUGUUCUUUAUUCUUCAUGAUGAAUAAAUGCAUACAUUAAAAAUUUAUAUUUGCACAAUGCAACUUUCGACAUAAAACAUUGUCUUGUUAUAGCAUUUCUGAUGACUGAACAAAAAAAAUUGUUGCUAUAAUAAUAUUGCCAUGUACAAGAAGUUUAUAUAUUAUUACGCAGAGUUGGGGACAUUACUUUAAAAAAGUAAUGCGUUACCGUUAUUUUUUGUAAAAAGUAACUCGUUACUCCCCAACUCUAUUAUCACGCUACCUUUUAUGAAAAUGUAAUAUUGCUCACAGUAUAUGUAUAUACGCAUGCAAUAUACAUAUGUAUGUGUGCAUAUCAUUAAUAUUGGCAAUUAGAGAACAAUUUGUGCAUA
This is a messenger RNA of Wasmannia auropunctata (little fire ant), 3512 nucleotides long. Its product is annotated as E3 ubiquitin-protein ligase Topors-like. Gene Ontology annotation, biological process: protein monoubiquitination; protein polyubiquitination. Lineage: Eukaryota; Metazoa; Arthropoda; Insecta; Hymenoptera; Formicidae. The record is from RefSeq and is a predicted model, not a curated record. The transcript is spliced from 7 exons. Gene Ontology annotation, molecular function: ubiquitin protein ligase activity; metal ion binding. Bases 295 to 2742 code for a protein of 815 amino acids.